CUGUCUCUCUUUGUCAUGAGAAGACUUUGGACUUCUCUGCGGUUCCUUAUGGAAAAAAAUACAUUAUCAUGAGUUAAAUCGUGCAAAUGUAGCGCAAAAAGUCAAGAAUAUGGCCAGGAGAAGAGAAGAAAGUUUCGCGGUCAAUGGGGUCUGAUUGGCUGAUCGAUACUCAGAAGAUGCUGUGGGAUAUGUAAAGAUUUCUGGAAAUACUGUCAGACAGUAAGGGUCUCGUCCAGCUGAAAUCUGCAGUACGAGGCUGUAUCAGAGGAACGAGGUCAACAUGAACAGCAGCAUGCUUCCUCAGAGGAGUUCAAUGAACACACUUGGCUACGGCACAGACUGUGUGAAGUUGGAGCCCAGUGGUCCAUCUGUGGGUGGGGCCAUGAGGAGCGGUCGCUCUAAGGCGGAACUGCAGGAGCUGAUGGAGACGCUACAGCGGAGGAAAAGUGCUCUGGAGGCUAGUCUGAGGGCAGCCGAGUGCAGCAGGAAGUACCUGAGUGUGCCCUCUGCCUCGGGAGCCCAGCCCCCUCGGCCCCUGUCGGCCCUCAGCAUGGACCGGCCCCCCUCCACAUCUAGGAUGCUCGCCUAUGUGUCCAGUGGAAGCAGUGUACCUCCCUCUCCUCGCCAGGGGGAGCGCCAGAUCACUUCCAAUGGUGUUCACCGCCACUCACACUCUCGCCAUCAGUCCCAGGACAGCCUGCUCUUGUCCAGUGAUGGGAGCUCUCUGCUCUCCCCUUCCUAUGACCCUGUGCCACGUUCUCCUCGGAUCAAGAGUGGUGCAGCCAGUGUCCCCUCCAGUCCCCGUAUGGGCCGCAGACUCUACUCCCAGGUUAAAGCAGGGGAGUCCCGCCAGAGGAAGUACUCCACCGGAUCACUGACCAGUUUAGGUACUCACAGUCGCUCUCUGCCUCGCCUCCACAACCCUGCUGACCCCCCCACUUUGUCACUGCCCUUACGUAGCCCUGCAGUGUCGCACAAGGCAGGGGGCUCUGCUCGGAGAAGUCUAUCCUCCUUAGAGCAGCCGCCUGAUGUGACUGUCCCAGCCAGCAUGCCCAACACCCCACGGAGGGCAAGCAUGGCGUCUCUCAGCUCUCUGGGUGCAGACCUGGAUGGGACAGGGUUAGACCUGGGCUUUGGAGAAAGGAGGAUGUCCUUUGGGAAGGGGGGACUCAGCCCUGGACAAAGAGUUGGCAGCAUCAGCUCUCUGAAUGGGAAAGAGGAGCUGAGAGACUACCAUCAGCACCAAAGAGACGAGCGACUUAGGGAGCAGAAAGUUCAAAGACUGGAGUGUCAACGCCUGGAGACCAUUUUAAACCUGUGCACAGAGCUGGAGAGGGACACUUCCAGUUCAGCCGUGUCCAGCCUUCAGAAGAUCAACAAAGAGCUGGAGAAACUGCAGGUCUCGGACGACGACUCUGUGUUUUCAGACUCGCCCAGCAGCAGUGCUCCUGACACUUGCUUCACUCCCAAGACCCGAGACUACCCCCUGUGUGAGGACCCUGCGGUGGGCCAGAGGGGUCAACAGAGCGCAUACAGCGGGGUCCGGUCACACUCACCUGCAGUCAGCCUUAACAGCAGUGCCCCCUCACCCUCCACACACCACAGGACCAAAGUCUUGGAGAGUGUGCAGCUGAAACAGGAAGUAACACAGAUUGAAGAAGAGCGCAUCCAGGUUCUAAACAACAUCGAGGAGCUGGAGCAGAAGAUCAAAGACCUGGACAACCAAAUGGAGGAGUCCAUCAGAGAGAUGGAGGUGGAGCGUGCAUUGUUGGACGGGGAGCAUGAGUCUGAGGUGUCGCAAUUAGAAAGAGAGAAAGAGCUCCUGGAUCAACUCAAAGAAAAGAUUCACAGCAUUGAAAAACCAAAUGGUCCCGAGAAGACAGAGGAGGUUGAAGAACAGGCCAAAAGUUUGGAGGAGUUGGAUUUUCAGAAAUUAGAGCAAGAAAUUAACCAAGACGAGGAAAAAGAGAAUCAAAGCCAAGAGCUGCUGCGAGAGAUUGCAGAGUACCAGCGCAUUUCUGUCACACGCAAGGAAAGGAUUAUGACACUGAAGAAACAGUCCACACAGAUUACCUUGCAAGCACAGCAAGAACGAGACAACUUCCAAAAAGAGAAAAACAAUUUGCUUGUCAUGCUUCAAAAAGAAAAAGACAAAUUAGCAUCUCUGGAAGAAAAGUAUGCUGAGUUAUCUGAAGGACACGCCUUUGCUAACAACCCUAUUAAAGAGCAUUUGCACUCUCUGAAGGAAAGGAGAAGGAGCAAGGAAAACUCAUCCCACCAAAGUGACAGUCUACCUCACAAGAGGAGCCAGCAGAUUCUCACAUCCUACAGCAGGUCUAUGGGACAUACACUGCCCCCAAAGGCCCACCCCCCUCUGUCUCAGAGCUCCAGCUGUGGCAGUGUGCUUCCUCCAGGAUUCACCCUCUUAUCCCGAGACCUCAACACCCGCCGCCUGCAGAAGAACAAUAAUAACCACAUCCAGAUGAGCGACGAGAGACAGAGGCGGAGCGAUUUCUGCAGCCGGAUGGUAUCCGAGCCCAGUGUGUUUUUGGACUUUUCUUUCGCCGACAACAGCCAAACCUCGGACACAGUCAGCGUGGACAGCUCGGACAGCCUGGAGACCAGCUUCUCAGCAUGCUCCCCGGACAAUAUCUCCAGUGCGAGCACAUCCAACAUGGCCAAAAUAGAGGAGAUGGAGCGUUUACUUAGAGAGGCCCAGGUGGAGAAGCAAAGGCUGCUGGAGCAUCGAGAGCGCGAGAUGGAGAUUCGCAAACAGGCCCUGGAGGAGGAGAGGAGGAGGAGAGAAGAACUGGAGAAACGGUUACAAGAAGAAACAAGCAGACGACAGAAACUAGUGGAGAGAGAGGUCAAACUACGCGAGAAGCAGAGGUCGCAGUCCCGCCUCCUGUCACGCUACCUCCCGGUCAGGAAAGAUGACUUUGAUCUACAUGGACACAUCGAAGCAGCUGGACACAAUCCAGAUGCGUGCUUUCAUUUGGCCAUCACUGAUAAAACCUGCCGGGGUUUCCUGGUCAAAAUGGGCGGAAAGAUCAAAACUUGGAAGAAGCGCUGGUUUGUCUUUGACCAAAACCGCAGGACACUCACUUACUAUGCAGACAAACAUGAGACUAAGAUGAAAGGAGUCAUCUACUUCCAGGCCAUAGAGGAGGUGUACUAUGACCACUUAAAAAACGCACACAAAAGCCCAAACCCUUCUCUGACCUUCAGCGUGAAGACACAUGAUCGAGUAUACUACAUGGUGGCUCCAUCUCCAGAGGCCAUGCGUAUCUGGAUGGAUGUAAUAGUCACAGGUGCUGAGGGACACAUGCACUUCAUGGUCUAACACAUGAACAUUGUCUGGCAAAGAACACCACUCUCUUUACAAGCCUCAUUUGUUGGAGCACAGUAGAAAGAGCUUGUACAGUCAUGUUUACUGUGACUACAGCUCACUGAAUGCCACUACAAAAACUCAUAGGGAGCGUUAUACACCACUUAAGCUAAGUAAGUUACUCAGCCAAUAUUAAGUAUGGCUGUGUAUAUUAAAGGGCAUUCAUCGCAGUAUCCAACUGCCUUACAGCUCACAAUUCUUUAUGUUACAGUAUUUCAUAUUUUAUUCUAUUCUUUGCAUUUAUAUUAUAAGCUUCAUUUGAAUGUUAGACCACGUUGUUGCAAAAAUGCACAUAUUCUAUUUUACCUCAUAUUACUUCCACCCAAAUCAGGACUUUUUCACACAGAGUUUACAGUUACCAUGAACAGUGUUAAAAUUCACCUUAUUUUGAUUGAACCUUCAUUAUCUUCAGUAUCUUUCUGAUACUAUGUUUAACAUUUAUUUUACAUGUAUUUAUAAUUAUCUGGCACUUUGUAAGUUGUAUUUUAGACUUAUAUAUAAAAACAUAACUUUUGACAAAUGUGCAGCCCGUGCCUUUUAUUAUUAGUACGUGUAGACAAUGGAGUAGUCGACACUGCAAUGUCUUAACACCCAUUAUUGCACUACCGCUGUUCACCGGCAGAGGGCCUCAGUGCUGCGUCUGCACUAAAAUGACGUAAUGCUUGGCUGACCGUUCAACUGUAAAUGAUGCGUCACGUUUUAAAAGGAUCAAAAAUGAGCAUAGAAUCGAUUAUGGGAAUUAGCAGACAUUGUACUUCCUUUAGAAAAAAAAAAUCCUAGUUUUUGUUAGCAUUUAUCCUUUAACAGAAUAAUCGUCUAACAGCAGAUUUGUAUGUUUUUGAUGUGUAUAACUGUAUUAGUCACUUUUAACCCAGAGUGAGCAGCUGUUGACCCAGAGCGGCUGCUGACACAAUUUGUGGAUGAGUUGUUUUCUGUGCUGAAUUUUUAUUUUAGGAGAUGACUUAUCCUUAGACUGCCCUCAGUAUGACACAGCUUGAGACAAAAGAAAUGUUUUUUUUAUACAUUUUAAUAUUUUUAUGUCUUUAUGUUUUUAUGUUAUGUUUUUACCAAAACAAUAGCCAUUCUAAUAAUAAGAUGCAAUGUUUUUUAAUUGAUUAUGAGAAUAAAUAUUUUCAUUAUUUGUGAUGAUAUGAUUGCAAAAACAUUCUUAUGAUUAAGUCUAUUUUGCAUUUUGAACUCAAGGACUUAAAAUGUGCUGAUGUGGAAAUCCAAUAAUAGCUUAAUCAUUCCCUCUUUAUUGCUCUACAUAAAUCUAUAUUGACUGCUAAUUUCUACAUGACCUAUACGCAUCUAUACAGUGAGUAAGACCCUUCCAAAGCCCCGCCCUAUUUACCAUUUCUAGCCUCCUAUUGGUUGACCUAGUGAGGUUGGCUUGGAUACUCAGAAUGAGGCGUGCUAAAUUAGGCUCUAAAAGACUCUCCAGAGGCAACACAUACACAAACACAUACACUUUAUAGAGUUUAAACAGAGUGUCAGGAUAGCCCCACUGCAUUAUGGGUACUGUAAUUUGUUUAGCAAUGGCUGGGUUUAAGAUCACAGUAGAUAUUCAUAAGAGGGGAUAUCAUCAAACAGCUUAUGCAAAGUGGCCAUAAAGAGCAUUGUGCUGUCUUAUUAGCAGAAGUGUGACAACCACAUUGCUCUUAAUCAUGUGAAUGCAUCAUGACAAAGCGUUGCAUUCAAGUAUCUGUUUGAACAGUAUCCCGUGUUAUGGGAGAGAUUUGUAAUGCUAACUUGACUGAAUAUAUUUUAACUAUUAGCAAUUUGUUCAGUACUAUUUUUUUUAUAAUACUUGCUAAUAUUGGUUGGCUGAUAUAUCAGGAUGAUGUUUAGACUUUUUAGUUUAUUGGCUAUGGGCUUGAUAUCUCCAGCACAGGUCCAUAUUUUUGUUUUGGUCACACUAGUACCUAAAAAUACAGGCAAAGCUUUAUUUUAACACUUUAAUGACACUUUAGUAUUAUUAAUAUGAACAAAACAU
Messenger RNA from Boleophthalmus pectinirostris (great blue-spotted mudskipper), 5384 nucleotides. It is a transcript of the gene phldb2a, whose product is annotated as pleckstrin homology-like domain, family B, member 2a. The transcript has 17 exons. Gene Ontology annotation, biological process: regulation of microtubule cytoskeleton organization. NCBI's taxonomy places the organism in Eukaryota, Metazoa, Chordata, Actinopteri, Gobiiformes, Gobiidae. The coding region runs from base 281 to 3343 and encodes 1020 amino acids. Gene Ontology annotation, cellular component: basal cortex. The record is from RefSeq and is a predicted model, not a curated record.